GAGAGGGAGAGAGUAUCCCAAGCCAGCUCUGUGCUGUCUGUGCCUGAUGCAGGGCUCGAUCCCAUGAACUGUGAGAUCAUGACCUGAACCUAAACCAAGAGUUGGGUGCUUAACCAAAUGAGCCAGACACAAAGGCACCCCUAUGGUUGGCGUUUUUACAUUUAAUACUUUAUUCCACUUGGAAUUUAUUUUUUUGGGAGAUACGUUGGGAAAAUGUAAUGAUUCCAUGUUGUGUGUGUGUGUUUAAAGAGAGAGACAGCACAAGCAGAGGAGGGGCAAAGGGAGAAGGAGAGAGAGAAUCUCAAGCAGGCUCCACACCCAGCUCAGAGCCCAAUGAUGUGGGGCUUGAUCUCAUAACUGUGAUAUUAUGACCUGGGUUGAAAUCAGAGGUGGAUCCUUAGCUGACUGAGCCACCCAGGCGCCCCAUCUCUUGUAUUUUUGAGUUGAUAUUCAUCCAUUCUUUUCACGAUUUGUUCAUUUUAUGUUAGAUUCCUUACUGACCAAAUACUGUGAGGGCUGGACCAGGUAUAUCUUGUUCACUGUUGAAUUCCCUGGCAUCUAGGACAAUGCCUAGAUGAUAGUAAGAUUUAGUAAAUAUUAUUGAAUGGGUGAAUUAUGGAAGAGAAAAUUCUUUCAUUAUUGGUUUUUAACUUAAUAACACUUUUCCUGUUUUUUCUUCAUAUCUUUCAUAUUGGGAAGUCUUCUACAUCUUAGAAGCCUUUAAUCUAACUUUUUAAUCUCAUUGAACUUUGAAAACAUUUUUUUUAAGGGUAAACCAAAUAACCUAUUCAUGUCAGCUCUGCUUUAAUUCUUUCCUGGAUCCAAGCUUGCUAGAAAAGCAGUUUAUAUUCACUUUUCUUCUAAGUUAGCAAAGCUUUCAUGAAAACAUGCUGUUCCAGAUGUGGCGUUGUGGAUGUAAUCACAUGUCUGGUACUGUUUCUGUGUCUGCUUAAUCUUUACUGCUAUCCUGUGCCAGUUCCAGAGGGUAUAUUUGGCUGAUUUGUUUUCUUGCAGUGGGAGCAUGGAUAAUAUAAUACAUAAUGAGGAUUUACUUUUUUUUUUGUUGUAUGUGUGAUGAUUAUUCCAGUGAUAAGGUCAAGGAACCGAGUUUUAAAAUGGAAAGAUGAUCCAUCCCACUAUUAUUUAUUGAUACCUUCUGUGUGCAAAGAACAAAAUGCUAUAGAAUGUGUCCCUAUCUGCAAAGAGUGUACAAGAUGAGGGAUGUAAGACACAGCCUUCACAAAACUCAUUUUAGGCACAGUGCCAAAUGAGUGGUAUAAAAAAUAGUGUAGGCAUUUAGGAAUGGGAAAAACCACUCUGACUUGGGAUGGCAAGGGAAAACUUCUUGGAAAAGUUGAGACUCAUGUAAGAUCAUGUAGGAUGUCUGGUUAAUGGGGCCUCUCAUCUGGGCAGAGAAAUGAACAAAACUUGAGAUGGAAUGCAUUGUACAAAUAUGAGGGCCAUUGCAUAUAUGGAAUGAGUCAACUUUGUGUCAGAGAGAAGGAAAGGAUAGGCAGGAAAUUGGAUCAGAUUGUGCAGGGUCUUGAGUUUUUUUUUUUCUUCCCAAAUCAUAUUCCUUGGAAGUAUCCUAUUUCAUCAAGCAUGGGCUAUAAAUAAUUAGGGCUGGAAAAUGCUUCAUAGCUUUUCUGACAUGAAAAAAGAACCUGCUUUAUUAAUGAGCCUGUGUCUUUAUACAUUAUAUCCGUGGGUGCUAUUAACUUCAGUACUUUCUGUAUGUUUCAGACAUUAAUCUCUUACCAUGGGGGAUUGGAAUUUACUGGGUGACAUCCUAGAGGAAGUUCACUCCCACUCAACUAUAGUGGGGAAAAUCUGGCUGACCAUUCUCUUCAUUUUCCGAAUGCUGGUACUGGGUGUGGCUGCUGAAGAUGUCUGGGAUGAUGAACAGUCAGCAUUUGCCUGCAACACCCAGCAGCCAGGUUGCAACAAUAUCUGUUAUGAUGAUGCUUUCCCUAUCUCUUUGAUCAGGUUCUGGGUUUUACAGAUAAUCUUUGUGUCUUCUCCUUCUCUGGUGUAUAUGGGCCAUGCACUUUAUAGACUCAGGGCCUUUGAAAAGGAGAGGCAGAGGAAAAAGUCACACCUUAGAGUCCGGAUGGAGAAUCCAGAGCUUGAAUUGGAGGAGCAACUAAGGAUAGAUAGAGAGCUGAAGAGAUUGGAGGAGCAGAAGAGAAUCCAUAAAGUCCCUCUGAAAGGAUGUCUGCUGCGUACUUAUGUCUUACACAUCUUAACGAGAUCUGUGCUGGAAGUAGGGUUCAUGAUAGGCCAGUAUGUUCUCUAUGGGUUUCAAAUGCACCCCCUUUACAAAUGCACUCAAUCUCCUUGCCCUAAUGCAGUGGAUUGCUUUGUAUCCAGGCCCACAGAGAAGACAAUUUUCAUGCUCUUUAUGCACAGCAUUGCAGCCAUCUCUUUGUUCCUUAAUGUACUGGAAAUAUCUCAUCUGGGAAUCAGGAAAAUCAUGAGGGCACUUUAUGAGAAAUCCAGCAAUGAGGACAUUGAGGAUGAAAGUGGCACUCCAUUCCAUUUGAAAAAAUAUUCGGUGGCCCAGCCUUGUAUGAUUUGCUCUCCCUUGCCUAAAAGAAUCUCUUUACUUCAAGCCAACAAUCAACAGCAAGUCUUUCAAGUCAAUGUGCUGAAGUCUAAAACCACAUGUGAAAGCCUACAGCCCAGGCAACUUGAAGUAGACCCUUGCUGUAUUAAAAAAGAGUGGACUGAGAAGGAUCAGCACAGCGGACAGCUCCAUGUCCACAGCCCAUGUCCCUGGGAUGACAGUGCUCGAAUUCAGCACCAGGGACAGCAACCAGGCCAUUCAUUUGGCCUAGAAAAUGUAAAGUCCCAGUCCUGGCUAGGUACAGAGAUGGCUCCUAGACAUUGCCCAUCCUAUGCAAUAGGAACCUGGGAGCAGUCCCAGGAUCUACGACCCUCAGGAGAGCCUCUUACAGAGUUGCACAGUCACUGUAGAGACAGCGAUGGCAGCAUGAGAGAGAGUGGGGUCUGGACAGACAGAUCUCACCUGGAUAGUCGCAAGGCCAGCUUUCUGUCCAGAUUGCUGUCUGAAAAGGGACAGUUGCACAGUGACUCAAGAAGCUUCAGUUCUCAGAACAGCUCUUGCUUGGAUCUUCUGCACCGGGAAAAUAGUCCCUCGCUUCUGCCUUCUGCCACUGGGUAUAGAACAUCAAUGAACAUGCUUCUAGAACUUUCAUCUAUUAUGAAAAAAUAAUUCAUGCUUGGGGCCAGAAAAAUGGACCAAGGACCAACCAGCAUCUGCAGGAGAAAAGUUGCACCUUUGUUAGCUCAAACUGCAAGAAGAAUUGUGGGAACCAUCCCCUCCACAGAGACACCCGCCAGGCGAUGGAAGUGGAAAUGAGGCGUGGAGAUAUGAAGAGGCAUGAUCUGUUCCACCAGUGAGUUGGUAGAAGAGCCAGUGAAGACCAGGUGGAUGAAAAUGAUGCUGGGGCCAAGUCCAAGUGGGUGCCAUUAAGGGGCAUACCAUAUUCCAGGUGCUUAAGACACAUUAUCUAUACCUGUUUUAUCUACAACUGUGCAAAGUUAUUGUUUGCCCCCAUUUUAUAAACCAGAGAAGGCUCAAAGAGACUAAGUAACUUGCCCCACAGCUAAAGGUCACACAGCUAAAGUGCAUGCAGUGCAGCUGAAUUGAAACCCAGAUCCAGGUCCAGCUGUUCCAAGGCCUGGACUCCUUCCAGGAAGCUGUGAAGUCGUGUUCUCUCUCUUGUCCAUAACAAUCAGCAGCCCCCGGGCAAUGAUUUAUUUGCACAUCCGUCUGCCCAACUAACCUGUGAAAGCUACAAGGAUAAGGCUUGUGCAUUUUAAGUCUCGGAUGCCCAGCAUGCAGCGUAGUGUUGGUUGAAUGAAUGUAUGUUUAUGUAUAGAUGCCAAAGACAAUAUAGUACCCAUCGCUUUAAA
Molecule: messenger RNA, 3939 nt
Organism: Felis catus (domestic cat)
Lineage: Eukaryota; Metazoa; Chordata; Mammalia; Carnivora; Felidae
Gene: GJA10
Product: gap junction protein alpha 10
Exons: 3
Coding region: 1760-3235 (491 amino acids)
Biological process (GO): cell communication
Cellular component (GO): connexin complex
Source: RefSeq, a predicted model, not a curated record